Molecule: messenger RNA, 13255 nt
Organism: Pocillopora meandrina
Lineage: Eukaryota; Metazoa; Cnidaria; Anthozoa; Scleractinia; Pocilloporidae
Source: the annotation of a GenBank genome assembly
UUUUCAGGCACAUUUUCCGGAUUGGUUCCUAUUUCGUUCACCCGAGAGCCGAGCUACACCGUAGCCCACAAAAAUAAGCCAGUUACGCUAAAUUGUGGAGUGAAUGGGAAGCCUCCUCCGUCCAGUUUCACAUGGGAAAAAGAUGGACAGGAAAUCAUUCCAGAUUCAAGGAGGACGAUUGACUCAAAUGGAGCGUUGCACAUUACAAGAGUAAUCCAUACUCGGGAGAGCAAACCCGAUGUUGGGGAAUAUCAAUGCUUUGCUUCAAAUGAAAGAGGCAGAAUUGCUAGUCGCAAAGUUCGUUUGGAUGUUGCUGGUAAGUAAUGAACAGAGUACGUGUUUGUAAAUCGUUUUGUACGAUUCAGUGAACAAAUUCAUUGACGUGAUGUUUGGAAGUUCAUGUUUCCAACCGACGCGGCCAAAUUACCGUGCUCAAUCGCGCAGUUCCAUUUUUAAUCGCUAAAGAUCUAUUUCCGAAUAAGCUCUCUUCCGGCUGUGGUAAAAAUUAUUUGGAAACCACAGAUCUUUUCAUGUUAAUCUCUUGGCUGACCUUAAAAAAAUGGUUAGAGGGAAAAGGCGGUUAAAAAAAAACUGAGGAUUCCAGUUGCUAGCGUACAUAUCAUUCCUCAUGCCGAUUUCGUGUAUUUACAUCUUCGCUAUAAUCACGCGAUUGUUGCCCGAUUGUGCGUUUUUAGUUUAGUCGUCUUUUACAAAGAACGUUUCAAUUAUCUCUUCACUCAAAGAGUGUGAUUUGUUUUAAAACAUGUUUAUAAUAUUUCAGUGACCCCAAAGUUUAACCUUGAGAAGCAACUGAAAUCGUUCUGAACGAUUGAUGGCUAUUCGAGUAUGAACGUUGAUCACAGAUAAGCUCGGCGAUAAUGUUUCUCCGCCACUGUCAAACAUAUUGUUUGCAUUAUCUUCUUACACCAGCUUAUUCUCUCUAAAUCUUAACCUUUAGAGUUUUAUGCGUAACUUGUUAGAGUAAAUAUUACGUCUUUGUAAGGAUGGACAGAAAGGUUAAGCUGUUGAGUAAAAUGCACUUUGCCCCAGCUGAGAACCUUGUGAGCGGAUGAGAUGAACUGGAAUCGCUCGUUUAGAUCAAGGCUUAAUGCUCUUAUAUAGUGUUCUUGUCGUUUUUAUGUUAUCAACGAAAUAGUAAAUAUGCUAUCGAUCGUGUUAACUAUCGCAACAAUAUGAUUGUGGCAACAAGAACGUCGCUUUAUUUGCUUCGCUAAAUCGUGCGAGAGAUCGGCGAGGCACACUUGGAUUUCUGUGCUUCCGUCAACUUUAGAAGAUAAAAAGUGUUUGAAUUUUGUUCCAAAGACAAAAAGCACUUAAAAUUAUCUUCAAAGACGAGGGUUUAUCUUCGUUGUUGCACGCACGUACAAGUACCACGCUGUGAGACUACAGCUCGUCUUUUAUUCGUGGCCUCAUUAUCGUUGUGCUUAGGACACCUUAUGACCUUAUCAAAAUAAGACAGUCGUUGGUGGAAUUCCCAAUUUGUCGUUUGAUUCAUGUCUAAAAAAAAAAAAAAAAAAAAAAAAACACACACACAUGCACUAAGAAAAAAGACACCUUUUGUUCGGUGAAAUUUUUAUCUUGAAACGUUUAAGAAUUUUAAGCGCUUGUGUUCUUACUGAUACAAAACAUGGCGGGUCUUUUGUGCUCAUUUGUAAAAACAGCAGUUGUGUAUGUGUAGUUGGGAUCGGCUCUUUGUUUUGAGGGCCAAUGAGAAUCAACCAUGGCAUUUAUCGAUGAUCACGUGCAAAAUAUUUUUCGUUUUACAAGGAAUUUUGUUCAAUGUAGGUGUGCUUUGCAACCAACAUGAUUUGUUUGUGUUUGUAGCUCCCCUCACAACAUAUUUCAGUGUACUGUCUAAAAUUUGAAAAUUCCAUUUAGGAAGGAAUUCUACUUUAGGAAAUUUCUUGACUAUUAUGAUAUAUUUUUUUUCGAUUAAUGACCUCACAGAAAAAAUAUGGAAAAUUUGAUAUCCAGGCACCACUUAAUUGAAAUAUUGGUUGAUGCAAUGUAAACAUGGACAAACUACAGUAAUUUUGUAGGUUUUUAAACAAAGGUAAAAUUGCAAUAUGACAUCAUACAUUAUUCUGAGUUUUAAAUUUCACCAAACAGCAAAUUUUUGUCCUUUUGGCAAAAUUGUGUUUGUUACAUUAAAGCUGUUUGCUUUAUAAAAUACUGAAUAUGGGUAUUUAACAAUUUGGAGCUGGCAUAUUGUGGUAUGUUUGUGUACUAAAAUGGUGGUUUUAUGGAAACGUAUAAGAUUUUAUAUCCAUUAUUCUGAUGAUUUACUCUGUGUAAUAGGUAAAGUAUUAAACAGAAAGAUUCCAUGGGCCAUGAGGAUAAAAUGACUCUGGAAAGGGCACAAACAAUUAUAUUUACGCCCAAGAACAAAAACUGUAUUACUGUUCUUAUGCCCACGGAGGACAUUGAAAAUUAACAACUGAAAAAAUGACAACAAAACUGUCUAAACAAUCAAGCAAGGAUGCAAGUAGACUUAAAAAAGGUUUUAGCAGUGGGUUCAAUUCAUUUUAACCUGCCAAAAUCUCCACUUUAACCUGCAAAAUGGGUCACAAUGCCAAGAGAUAAUCAUAGAUCACAGAUGAUAUUAAAAUGAGAUGGAACAAAAACAGGCACAUGAGGCACAGCAGAAUGUGUCACUGAUGUUCUUACGACAUUUUUAUGUUGUUUUUUUUACUCAUUACUGGACAGAUGCAUGGCAACAUAGAGUCUAUUUGUUUUACACAACAAAAGAGCGCAACAUUGUUAAUGGUUAUGCUGAGCAGCUGUCAUCCAAUAGAUUGUAGUGAGAAUCAAGAAGAACAAUUAAUUUAGCUUAUAAUUUACUAAACAUGCUGGAUGUGGUUUAUUUUCUAAAACAAAUCAUUCACAUAUGAUCAUUAGUUCCUAAGAAUAGUCAGAUGAUGCGUGUAACAAAUCACAUUGAAUUGCACAAGUAUGUAUACUUUAUAUUCUGAUUGUUCUUACUCACGCAAUACAUGCAAACAUUGAAGCUUAAAAGAAGAAAUUCCUUUUAAUAGUUAUAAAUCAGUUGGCUCAUGUGUCAGCUGUGUCUUCAUCCAUUAAUGAAGUGCUGUGUCACAGGCGAGUCCUAAGCAUCUUUUGUUCUCUAAACUUUUCCUGUGCUGAAUGCAUAUGCGUACUUUGAGAUAUUAUGGUGAGUGAAACUAGCUUCAAUAUGAAGAAGCUGCAAAAUAUUUUGUUCUUAUUGAUGGAGGGGAAGGUUUAUACAUGGCGUCAACAUGUCCAGUCAGGAACACAUCUGCUUUUAUUAUGAUUUAAAAUCUAACUGAAGCUUUAAGUGGCCUGAUUUAUUGCACUGGUAAACCAAUAGUUUUUAACUUUCUAUUGGUUUCCUGGUGCAUUAAACCACUUGGGAUGUAGGGAAAACACUAGAAAAGUUUGUAAAUCACUUGCCUCCCGCUUGUGAUUUACAUACUUUUCUCAUGUUCUCUUAAUAUAUCCUACAUCCGUUAUUACGCUGGUAAACUGAUAGAAAGUGCAGUCUGUUGCUUGAUUUGAUUACGAUUGCGUGAGAAGGGAAACGUAGAAUCUCUCUUCAGCUGUCCUCUAUCAUUUUUGAAAAACAAGUUUGAAUAGAGGGAUGGAAACAUUAACCAAUAGGUCACUAACUGUCAUUUUUCAUGAAAUUUAUGGUUACAUUUUCUCUACUUUAAGUGAAUAACUUGUAACCUUUGCCAGGCUAUUUUUAACAAUUGAACUUCAGUCAUAUCAAGUUAAUCGCUUUAGCUCACCAUUUCCUUAAAAAAAUGAUUUAAAAUUCAAUUAUGCUUGAGUUUUUUAAAAAGGGUAUUUUUGUAAAAAAGUUGUUUAAAGCUAUCAAGGUGUCAUAAUCUAUGUAAGACUCCUCAGCGACAUUGUGCAGUGAAGGACUUCAUCCUGUUUAAACUUAUUAGAACUCUUGCUUAGCACUUAAGAUGAGUGAUAUGGUUUUUGAAAGGGAACAGGCCAAUUUCUUAUCAUAAAAAACUAAAAAAAAUGAAUUGAGGGAAAGUCAGGACCCAAAGAGUGUUAAACUUGUGAAUUUACAGAUCAAAGAAGAAAAAGUCUUUCUGAGAGUUGGUUUUUUAUGUGUCUUAAUACCACUGAAAUAAUCCCCCUCUUCAAUUGAAUUAGUAUUAGCUAUUUGGAAUUGAUUGAAUAUUGUGAAAUUUGCUCUUAUUGUUAACUGCACAGUGAAGAACAAAGUGCAGUUGGCAUUUUUUUCAGUCUAGUAUUUCCUUUCUGGCUGCCUAAAAAUGCAACAUGUUGGUAAAUUAUGAUUUUUGAUACUGCAAUUGACAGAUUAAGUAUUAGGGGAAAACUAGUUAGAAUAUAGGGAUAUGAUCACAUCCUUUAAAAGAAUGAUGUUUUGUUAUUCAUACUGACCAGUUACAUUUCAGGAAAGACUACGUUUGAAAUCUGAUUGAUUUGUGUGAAUGGUGUUCAGUCAUUUCACCAGAGAGGGGCUUCAUUCCCCUCAUCAGUGGAAUAACUAAAAUUGCUCAUAAUUUUUUUUUUUUGUUCUACAUCCAAUAACCUCUUUAUUGAUAUAAAAAUAGUGUUGGUUUCCUAAAUAUAGCGUGUCUAUGAAUUCAGAAUGGUGAGUUACCUUGAAAAACACAACUCCUUAGAUCUGACAUCCUAAUAUUUUUGUGUAAACUUCCUCUACAGUUGUUUAUUGCAAUCAAUAUUAUUAUUGAUUUUUAAUUUUGUUUUUCUUCUUGAUUUGUGUGUUCAAAGGUAUGUCUAAGAAGUUUCAAUGGGAACCGCAAAACACAGUAACAUUGGUAGGAUCCUUUGCAAGAUUUUCCUGUCAAAUCCGACAUGCUUCUCCUGCAGCUACUUUAAGGUGGGAAAAAGAUGGCACCCGUUUAGAAGCCAAUGACAGAAUUUUCAUGCUGAUAGAAGGAGUACUACAAAUAAAAGAUGUCAGAAAAACAGAUGAAGGAAACUACAGCUGUGUGGCAGAAAAUGUGGUCAAAAUGCGCCGCAGCAAUCCUGGAAGUCUUACAGUCCUAGCUGCUGGUAAUUGUAGUACUUCUGAUGUUUGAUUUUACCAAUGUUAGGGUUCAUUGAAACCUUUUUUUACUCAGCUUCAUACUGGCUUUGUGAUUUUGAUAUGUACCAAAUUGAUAGUUUUCAAGGGAUAUGAAUUGGUCAGUAUUUAUUUUAGGAUCAUUCCUUGUUAUAAAGGGAAUAAUCCUUAUUCAGAUGAAAUCACUGUCAUAUGAUCUUGUGGAUGUGUCUGAAAGUAUACUUUGACCAGCUAACCUGUGGGGAUCUUUAUGAGAGAGCAACAGAAUAAAAUUAUAAUUUCAUCGAAUGAAUACUUAAGUUGAAAGACCAAACUUUACUACUUAAGGCUAAAAUAAUACUCUCUAAUCUGAUUAUAGAGUGCUAUUUGUAAGUUCUGCUCUCUUGCAUAGCUCUAUAAUUCCUAAUUUCAAUUGAACCCAUGUAAGUUAUCAAGUGACUCCUGCAGUUAUGAAGCUGAUUUCACAACAUUGACAUUUUUAAGAUAGUUGGGCACAAAUUUGUUUAGAGAGCAGAGCUUACUUCUACUCAAAGUGAACAUUUUUGUUAAGUUAUUGACAGUACCUGCUCCUGAUUGAUGUUCUGAAGUUAUCAUGUGACUUCCAGCUGACUAGCAGUUUCAGCACUGUAAACAUUGUUAUAUAUAGCAAUUAAUGACAAUGUAUUCUGUAUGGAAUGAUGUGAGAACAAGCAUCAAACUGUUGAUGAGCUGAUUCCCGUAAAAAUCCUAUAUUUCUACUCUAGCCUCCUAUUUUUCUAUACUUUUGUUAAAAUUACUGGGAUGUAUGUAAUCAAUACUGGCAUAUAAUAUUUAAAAAGAGUUGAAAAUGUAUUAAUUGACAAAAACAGACAUUGAGUUACAUAAACAAACACUGUGUGUACCUGAGUUGAAAGUGGAACUAUAGUGUGAUACUUGUCAUAAUUGAACAUAUUAUUGCUUGUUAGAUUCAUCAAGAAAUAGGACAAGCCCACAAUUUCUUGGAGAACAUCGAAACAUAACCAUUGUGAAGGGAGGUUCAGCUGUAAUUGAAUGUGCUGCAUCUGGAUAUCCCCUUCCAAUGGUGCAGUGGAGGAAAUUGGAUGAACAUUCUGGGAAAACUUACAAUGUUUCUAAUAUCACUUAUGCUGUUAACAAUCUCAAUUUUUCCAAUGUUGAAGAAAAUGAUGGAGGCCAAUAUGAGUGUUAUGCACAUGCAGAUGGAAAAACCAUUUCCAGAAUUGUUUGGCUGUUUGUCACAGGUAUUGUUACAUUGUUGUAAUUUGUCUUGUUCAAUUAGAUGCCUGUUGAAAUGAUUUUGUAAGAAUAUUAAUUUUUUGAUACAAAAACAUAAACAAGGGUUUGGGGGCCAUAGGCAUCUAUGGCUCCAAAACUUAAAUAUUUUUGGAGAUGGUGCCACUUUCUUUAUUUUUGGCAAGCAUGAGGGAAUGCCAGCGGCCUCAAUUAUAAGUACUAUUGAAGGAAUGCUAGGAUAUUACCCUAGCAUUCCCAACCUUCUGAGCUGUGUUAUGAAUGUAAUGUGAAGCAAAAAAUGGGUUGGUAGAAGCAGCAAACAUGUGACAUUGGCCAGAUUUCUCAAGGAAAAAGAUGACAAAUGAGUAGCACUUCCCUUGACAUAUUAUUGCACCAUUGGCAACUGCAGAGAUAAUCUCUGUGUGAGGAGAUACUUACAGUUGAGGCCACUUGUGUCCCCUUAUGCAUACCCAAUUUUCCUGCAAAAUUAAUAGCCUCUAUCAAGGGAGGUGUAGUAAAAUCAUUGUUUGCUAUAAUUUGUAGUUUUGAGUUUAGGAAUUUGUGUCACCAAAAGACAUUGACCUAACAGACAGCUUUUCAACAAUUGAAAUUAUCAUACCUUUUAUUAGUGCCACCUCAAUUUACGUUAACACCUCCCCGUUUGGUGUGGAUGAUUGAUGAACCCUUGGAGUUGAAAUGUGCAGCAAGUGGAGAACCAGUUCCUUCAGUAUACUGGCUUAAAAAUGGGAAAGAGCUGAAUUCCAGUGAUAUCACAAAAGUUACUUAUGGCAAGGGAAGAGCAGACUUGAUAGAAUCCAGUUCAUCAGCCAGUAAUGUGUUGUACCAGUGCUUUGCACAAAAUGAAGCGGGAAGUACCCAAGUUGUAGCUUGUCGGAUAGUUCAAAAGAAAGGUAAUGUACUGUUAGUUGAAAGAAAAUUUGAAAUUAUAUUACAUUACCUGAGUUCCAUAAUCCACUGGCACUUCAUGAAACUAGCUUUGACAAUUUACUGAGAACCAAUGAUUUGAUUUACCUGGGCAAGAGUUCAGUGGGUGUCCUUCUUUUUGGUAGAAGAGUUCUACUGUAGGCAAGUCCCUCUUUUUACUGAUGUGAACUUCAAAGUUUGAAUUUUGUUAGAGGAGCAAUAAGUUGCUCUAUCCACACAUGGCUUAUGGCCUUUUUUUCUGUAAUUUAUAGAUGAUCGACCUGGCCCACCAGUGAAUAUUGUGGCUCUGCCAUUAUCAUCAUCCUCCAUUGUUAUAAACUGGAGUCCUCCUAUUGGUAACCAUAUUAUUGGUGCAUACACUGUGCAUUACAAACAGUUAGGGAAACCAGGCGCACCUAAAACCAAAGUUAUCAGUAAAGAUACACACAGCUAUGAAGUGCAAGGACUGUUGGGAUACACAAAUUACAGUUUUUAUAUGAAGGCUUAUGCCAAAGCUUUUGGGUAUGAAUCAGAACCAAUUGUGCAGAGGACACUUGAAGACCGUAAGUUAUUACAUACAUUAAUUAUUUUUAUAUUGGUUAUUGCAUUGAAGACAAGUGUUUAUUUAUUGUACAGUAGAGUAAAAAAUUUAACUGAGUCCACCAAUGGUUAAAAGUAUUUUUCAGCAUCUAACCUUUACAUUUCUAUGUGCUCAAUUACACGAGUAUGCAAAUUUGUACCCCUCAUGUUCAAACAGAAUGUGGUUUACAAGCCAGCUUAAUUGUAAUCAGAAAAAAUGCAAGAAAACAUGGAAAAACAUAUUGGCUGUUUUCAAACUGGAAUUCUCUGUGUAUCAUCAUGUUGAAUCAUAUGAUGUAUUCCAGUUACCACUAUUAUCUACAUGAACCCUGUAGGAAUUGUGUGACCAAAAGAGCUAUUUUCUGAUGGUAAUAGUGGCAACCAUACAAUGUCAUACAAGUCUAAAUGGGGUCUUCUGGGAAAUUUGUGCAUUGAUAUUGCUUGUGUAUUUGUAUAUAGUUUUUAUACAUUGGAGGUAUCAUCUAACAUUUCUUUUUCCUGUCUCAUUUAGGACCAGCCAAAGCACCAGUUGAUAUAAAAGUCUCCAGUCAAACACCAGAUGUAAGAUUUAUAUAACAUUUUACCACCAGUUUUAUAAUUUUUUUUUUUUUUUACUCAAACUGCAUGAUCUAAGUAAGAUUGAUCUUGCUAAACCUGAAAUUAUGUGUCCAAAGAAAAGGCAUUCAUUGUGUUUGUCUCUUUUAGAGUCUUGAUGUGGAGUGGGCACCACCACUUAGAGACUAUCGCAAUGGCAUCAUAAAAAACUAUGUGAUUUCCUACAAGAAAGAGUUUGACAAAGGAGAACCAAGCUCUGUGGAAGUUCCGGGGCAUACUCUUAAAAAGACAAUUAAUGGUUUGUCUAAAGGAACAUCUUACAUGAUCAGAGUGGCUGCUGCUACAGUGAAAGGUGAUGGGCCUUUUAGCAGAGCUGUAGAAGGAACAGUUCUCAAUCAGACAUCUAAUGGUAAGUAGUGCCAGCAAGAAUUAAUGAUUUGAAGAUACUGUGCAUAAUUGUUCUUUGUACCUUAAUAUUAGGGUGCAUAUUCUCUAUACUGCUCUCUGUACAUUUCCAUAGGUGCUGACAAGGAGAAUUUUUUUAAUAAUCACAAGCCUCUUAAGUUGGUCAUCAUUUCCCUUAUUUUGGUGGCCUUAAUGUGUGAUUCAGGGGAGAUAUUGUGAGGAGAAACUUGUUGUUAGAAACUCUUAUGCAUCAAAGGAUUAAGAGCUGUGUGAGGUAUAAAUUAAGUCUGAGUCACCAAUAGAGUCAUGGAUUGCUUUCUAGACUUGUUUGCGAAUAGUCCAUUUUAAAGUUGUGUGCUUGAUUGCCAAGCCCUUGAAUAAGAGUGAGGCUAGGGGUAACCUUGUUAUGACACAAAGGUUGUUACUUUUCAAAUGUACAUUACUUUGUGAUCAUGCUUACUAGAUACUGGUCUCUAUCUAAAUCAAAAGGCUUGGCAACUUAGAGUACACAGCAAUAAAAUGACAAACAUUUAAAUUGCACUAGUGUAACUUGGUUUGGAUUUUUUUCUCCAAACAGUGAUCAGCCCACCAACUGUAUGGAUUGCAGACCAUAACUCAACCACAGCAAUCGUGAAAUGGCUUCCCCCUGCCUAUGGCAAACACUCAGUAGAAGAGUAUCAUUUAUUUUAUGUCCAGAUGCAAGAUCACAGCAUGGAAAAAGGACCAUUCAUUGUUGACAAACGGCAGAAAACUUACACUCUACAUGGAUUAAGUAAGUUAGAGGAAUGAUGACAACACAAACAAAAACAAAAUGUUAUUUUAUUGCCACUGAAUAAACUGAAACAGAAAGGAGUUCCACCAAGAGGUAGAAAUCUCAUCAAGUCAGAAUCUGUAACUAACAUUCUUGAUAUAUGGUAUCCGCUGUUCUCAUGUAAAACAAUUGCAAAACUAACUGCAAACAGUGGGGUUAAUCUUUGCAAUUCAAGACUGAGGAAGUAGUGAAAUGUUUCAAAGACAUUUUGCAUGGUUAAGAGGAUUUUAACAAGAAUAUAUGCAAUUUUAUUUUUUAACUCACUAUUAUGGCUCAUCACGUAUGAGAUGAGAUGUCUGAUGGCUGAAGACUUUUUUCAUACAUUUUUCAGGCCAAACAAAUUAUAUUGUUUUGAAUAAAAUUGCAAUUAGAUAAAUUGUGGAUAGCAGUUAAAAAAAAUAUUGGUUGGUAGGGUAGUACAGAAGUUUUCCAACUUGCACAUGUACUUCAGUAGUGAUGUUUCAAAUCUUUUGUCCAGAAAAUUUAAAAGUUUGUAUUCCUUUGUUUUCCCACACACAUGGCUGUUACCCUGAUGAUUAAUCUUCUUUUUUGUGCAGGUUCUGGAAGCCGAUAUUUAAUUAAGUUGAUGGCCUCUGAUGGUAGUACUUUAGGUCCUCCAGGUGCAACUUAUGUCACCACUGACAGGGGUAGGCGAUAAAAUUUGUUUUAUAUGUAAACUAGAUGUUUAAGGAGUGGGGCUGUUACAACACAGAGGUCAAACGACUGUGCUUGUGGAAGUGUUGGUGUAGUGUGGUUUAGCCAGAUGGGAACAGUAGAUGAGUUUGGUGCCCUAGUAUGUACUGUAAACAGGUACAUGUGCUGUUUAUUUGCCCAGGCAUUAAACACUUUUUACCAUUUUCAAUAGGUCCAGGAACUCCAGAUCCUACAGAAGAUCCACUACCCCCUCCUAGACCCAUUCAUUUGGUUUGUACAGUUGACAGUCCAACUUCAAUCCUGCUUACGUGGCAAACACCUUUGUCUUCAGGAAGCACAACACAUUACACAGUGACAUAUUUCUUGCGAAGCAGGAUAAAACAUGUCCCUGUGAAGAGAACAGUUUAUUCUGAGAAUAUUGUCUUGCGCGGACUUACUCCUGGAAGAGAGUACACAAUCUCUGUUCAGUCUCACUAUAAAUCUGAGAAAGAGAUCUUCCCUGGUGUUAGCACUGCAUUCAAGAACUGUAAACUUCCAUUAAGUGGUAUGAAAAAUCGUUUUAUCACCAAAUGAUAUAGUUUUUCCUUGCCAAAAAAAAAACCAGUAGUUGAGGACAGAAUUUUGUUUUCUGAGCUUUUGCACUUUUGUUUUAUUUCAGAACUAAGCUCACCUCCACAAAAUAUCAAAUAUGAAUACAAGACUGUUAGAACUGUGGAACUGGAAUGGGAGGCUCCCCUUAAACCUAAUGGACAGCUCAUCAGCUUUGAAGUUCUUUACACUUACAACAAGUCCUAUCCAGAUUCCAUGUGGAAAAAUGAAUCCUACCCAUUGGGGUUUUUUGGCAGUAGGGUUAAACAGUUCCAUCAACGGUUAUCAGGCAUCAAGGAAGGGACAGAAUUCUACCUCAAGAUUCGUGCUGAGAAUAAUCACGGAUUUGGACCUUUUUCUAAAACAAUAACAAUCAAGCCGCCCUCUGUAGCAGAAAGGGUUGGUCCAAAUGUUGAAUACACCAUUCUGCCAUCCGGUCAGGUGCAGCUGUCAUGGAUGUGUCCUAGAGUGUUCAAUGCUUUCAUUGAGAGUUUCACCAUUCUUUUUUCAAACGACACACACCUAGCAGAUGACAAAUGGAAAGUACAGACUGUUAGUAUACCACAUUCUAGAAGAUUUCCAGAUAAAGUGACAACCACCUUGUAUGUGAAGAAAAUUUUCAUCUAUUUUAAAGUUCGUGCAGAGUAUAAUGAUCACAUUCCUGGAAAGUGGUCCAAAAUAGUGAAAAUUACCAAAGGUAAGCUUAAUAUCAACAGUAAAAUUUCUCAUCAUACCAUGCAACUGCUCUCUGUUAAUGAUCUUCAAAAGAUAAAAGUUGUGGCUGUUAGAAAUACUGAUAGAAAUUUUUUUUGCAAUAUUGCAAACCAUGAGGCAUUGUUUGUUCUCCUUUCCGUGCACUGAAAAAUGAGUUGAAAACCCAUGGAGGUGUUUAAACACCUGUAGAGUAGAGUAAAUCUUCUCAACUGAAACUACUGUAAAACUAUGGAGUAGUUGUAGGAGAAGAUCCUAAAAGGACCAGAUCAAAAAGGCUGUUAGUCAGGGAAAUGUCUGUGUUGUAUUUUUAGAAGAUAAUGGUUUCUCUAAUGUUGUCUCUCACCUCCCAGGAUUUAAAAUGAAACCAGCUUACAGUUAGAGGGACCAAGUGAAGUGAAGGAGCAGGGUGUGGGGGGGGGGGUUACUUGGUUGGACUAGUGUUCUAUCCAAGGGGUCACCUUGACUCUCAGCAGCUGAAGUAAGCUCCAGCAGUGGUGGGCUGCCUCAUAGGACUGAACUUAAAUGGAGGGAUUUUAGUACAAUGUUAGCAAUUAUUGAAACUUGGAUUCAUGUUUGGCAAUUGUUUAACAGCACUGCUUCUAUGCUUUUUCUUUUAUCACAGAAAAAGAGCCAAAGGAUCCUCCUCUGACAUCAAUAGAGCCGAGGCUGUCAGAGUUAAAGGAUAAUCCAGACAAUAUAAAGCUUGGUAUCAUUAUUGGGUGCACCAUCAGUGCAUUUUGCAUUGUAGUCCUUCUUCUCUUUAUUGUGUGGAGAAAUCCUUGCAGGUUAGUGAGCUUUUUUAUUCUUACAGGGAAAAUGAGGUUACUUUAUGGUUGGUGCUCUCAACUUUAUGGCAUUGUUUAAGUCUUGUGUGAGGUUAAUGUAAUACACCCUUUCACUUCCUUGAUCUCAAUAACAAUUCUGCACCACAUUUGCAAUACAUUUCCCUUGUUUUGUAACUGAGUUCUAUGAAUGUGGGGUUUGUUCAAACAAUAUCCCUUGGCUUAUAUUUUUCCUAAUUCUCGUCACCUUUCUGUCUUAAUGUUUAUUGAUAUUGUGAAGAGAAAUUAGUUUUUUGGUCACUCUCGUGAAGGAAAUGGUUAGAGGCUGGAAGUGUACAACUCAGUUGAAGUUCUUAAAGUAUUUUAUAGAUUUUGCUUUGUUAAAAAUUGUUAUUUGAGGAAGCAAAGUCAAUCAGACUGUGAUUUACAGAUGAGGGGAUUGGUCUGAAACAUAAAAAGACAAAAGUAUGUAAAGCCUUCUGAAUGAACAUGAUUCGUGAAGUGUUGGGUAGAUGCUCAAUAACCCUUGAGUAAAUAUUGAUUUAACUUAUAUGUGCAUUUUUUUAAGGCACUAUGCCGCCCAGAAGAGUGAAAAGGAAACAGAUGUCAAAGCAUUGCCACCCAUGAAUGGGUAUCUGCCAUCACAAAAACAAAUUGUUGUGUCUUCAAUACAAGAUAAUAGUGCAUCAACAGAAGAAACAUCUGCCAGUUCAGGCUUGUGCCAGUGUAGAUGUACAUGUGGAGGUUGGUGGAGAUCUAUUUACAGCAAUUUUGCUGUUUUUACAGGUUUAUUUCAUGUUUAAACUUUUCAAAUAGUGAGGUUGUAGCUAAUGUACACUCCACCACUAACACAGAACAAUUUUCAUUUGUUUUUCAGCUGGUAGAUGGCCAAUGGGACGAACAAUGGUGAGCAAAAUUUUUAUUUGGAUAAAAUGUUAA